UGCUACAGGCUCAUCUCAGCUGCAUUUUAAAAAGAGCCACUUUGUAAUUAAUAAUGCUUACGAUUGGUCUAACACUCGUCCGACAUGGUGAAACACAGUACAACAAAGACAAACUGCUGCAAGGUCAGGGUGUUGACACUCCACUCUCAGAAGUGGGGCUGAGGCAGGCAGAAGCUGUAGGCCACUACUUGAAAGACCUUUACUUCACCAAUGCUUUCAGCAGCAAUCUACAGAGAGCCAAAAAGACUGCUGAGAUCAUUCUAAAACACAACAUCCAGUCCUCUGACAUUGCUAUUGUUAUGGAUCCUUUACUCAGAGAGAGGGGCUUUGGGGUGGCAGAGGGCCGUCCCAAAGAAGACCUAAAGAACAUGGCCAAUGCAGCAGGGAUGGCCUGCAGAGAUUUCACACCACCUGGAGGAGAGACAUUGGAGCAGGUGAAGACACGCUUCUGCAAGUUUCUCAAGUCUAUGUUCCAGCGGAUGCAGGAUGAACACGCUCCCAGCGCAUGUCCCAAUCCUAGCCCAGUUCUUCCCAAAUUCAUGAUUGCAGGACUUGCUAAUGAUGGAGUUGAAAACUUACAUGCCCACACGCUAGUGGUGAGCCAUGGCGCCUUCAUCCGGGUAGCAGUACGUCACUUUGUGGAGAGUUUGCACUGCAUCCUGCCAGAGGGGCUGAAGAUGAAUCAGGUGUACUCAGCCUGCCCCAAUACCGGCAUCUGCAGGUUCAUCAUUACAUUGCAAGUGGAAGAAAGCAUACCAAGGCCAGUUGCAUUCCACUGCAUCUUUAUUAACAGGAGAAAUCACCUGGCCAGCGUUAAAGACUCACUGUAAAGACUUUGUAUGGGAUUAAACUUCCUAAAUGCAACUGUGUAGUUUCAAGCAGAAGAGGUUUCUGUCAGGAAUUCUGCACAAUACCUACGGUUUUACCUACAAUACAAUACCUACAAUAGUAUCUGUGUUAUCUGUAAUUGUUAUUUAUGGUCCUAAGAAAUUUGUGGAUAUCAUUUCAAGCUGUUUUAAAUUUAAAGUGUGUGAAUGGAAAAGGAAUACACUUGUGCAAUACCUAUGUCAUAUGUAUUAUUAUGGAUUAUGAAAGCUUAAUUCAAGUCCGUUUGACUGACUAGAUGUAUUUUACAAUGCACUUUUUUGUGAAACACUAAU
Trichomycterus rosablanca is the source of this 1160-nucleotide messenger RNA. RefSeq names its product TP53 induced glycolysis regulatory phosphatase b (gene tigarb). Lineage: Eukaryota; Metazoa; Chordata; Actinopteri; Siluriformes; Trichomycteridae. Gene Ontology annotation, biological process: negative regulation of glycolytic process; regulation of pentose-phosphate shunt. Gene Ontology annotation, molecular function: fructose-2,6-bisphosphate 2-phosphatase activity. The transcript is spliced from 6 exons. The record is from RefSeq and is a predicted model, not a curated record. Gene Ontology annotation, cellular component: cytosol. The coding region runs from base 54 to 830 and encodes 258 amino acids.